UCCCACUUCGACUCGGCCACUUAGUGUUGUGGGCGACGAAGUUUGGUUUCUUACUUAAUGAAAUAAAGCAUAUUUUCCAUUUCCCUUUCUUACCAAAAGAAAACGCAUAUUUUCCAUUUCUACUUGCAGCAUUACAAUAUGAAACUUUCUCUGUUAGAAGGUGCAAGCCGCGGUUUUGUUGCUAACUUUCUUCAGAACUAUAUCUCUACUGGGUGUUUAAGUUUAUUGGAAGCAGAAGGCACCGAUCUUACUUUUCAAGGAACUGAUACUAAGAAAUGUUCUCUCAAAGUUGUUCUGGAAAUUCACAAUCCCCAGUUUUACUGGAAGGUAAUGACACGGUCCGACAUAGGUCUUGCAGAAGCUUACAUUGAUGGAGAUUUUUCAUUUGUUGACACUGAUGAAGGUCUUGUGAAUUUUAUCCUUCUACUGAUUGCCAAUAAAGAUUCAAAUGCUAAGAAAAGGGGUUGGUGGAAAGCAUUGUUAUUCACAGCUGGUAUUGCAUCUAUCAAAUUGUUCUAUCAACAUGUUUUAAGGCAAAAUACUCUUACACAGGCUCGCAGAAACAUUUCUAGUCAUUAUGAUGUGAGCAAUGAAGUUUUUGCACUGUUUUUGGGAGAAACAAUGAAUCACUCCACUGGAAUAUUUAAGGUAAAAUUAAGAAAUAUUGGGACUAUAAAUUAGUCAGAUUUUGUCUCUCAUAUAAUCGUAUUUUAGUUUC
Messenger RNA from Jatropha curcas, 718 nucleotides. The record is from RefSeq and is a predicted model, not a curated record. Lineage: Eukaryota; Viridiplantae; Streptophyta; Magnoliopsida; Malpighiales; Euphorbiaceae.